Molecule: messenger RNA, 1707 nt
Organism: Fusarium tjaetaba
Lineage: Eukaryota; Fungi; Ascomycota; Sordariomycetes; Hypocreales; Nectriaceae
Exons: 5
Coding region: 1-1707 (568 amino acids)
Source: RefSeq, a predicted model, not a curated record
AUGAUGAGGCUUACCCAUGCCGCCACUACACGAACCCUGCUCGUCCCUGCUGCGCAAGGGAGAUUCCGACUCUUUGACAGCUUGGCCAGUGAAAUAGAAGUGGACUCGGGGGACACUGCUGUCUUUGGUGACUGCUAUGAAACCGAACAUGAUGUGAUGGAGUCCCUCUCCCUACGCCGCGACCUCCGUAACCCUGGGAACCCGCCGUUUGGACUGUGGUGGACUUACACCGUUGAAGAGACAUUGCUCUUGCCGAUCCUCAAUUUCAAGGGAAACGUGAACCUCAGUCUAGAUGUCGUUAUGCUUGGCGCUCCGGGAGGAGAUGAUUCCGACAGCGAGGAUGCUGCUGCUGAUGGUGACGAUGAUGGUGACGAAAUGGCUAGUCAGGACUUCAUGGCAAGCAACAACAGACGCGUGGGAACAUAUGCUUCAAUCGGCAGCGUCCAAAAUCCCACCAGAGGCGAGUUUCGAGGUCUGGAUGAUGGCAAUGUGAUUCCAGAGUUGAUUGAUAGCUUUCUCAAGAACGUCCACGUCAAAUACCUUUUUCUUGAAGCUACUCAGCUACGGACCCAAGCAGCCAAUGCCAUUGAGAACGGGAUUGGCUGGGAUACAGCAUCAUGCAAAGUUCUCCUUGCUUGUGCCCUUGGUGCGAUAUCAUCUCCCUGGGACAGCGAUACUAUCUAUGACUACACCACCAGAGAGCCGUCGGCGGAACGGUUUGCGGUUGCGCAAGAAUAUUUCUUGGCAGCGCAGAAGCGUUUAGGCCCCCUAUACGCCUCUUCGUCUCUGGAAGCAGCGCGUUGCCUGUUUAUGGCAGGCAUGUACUACAUUUCCCGAAGUAUGGAGUCGCGACUUUAUUGGAGCUCCUUUAUGGCCGAAAGGGAGGUAGCAUGUGAAUUUGGCAUGGAGACGAGUGGCCUCAACGUGAUCGCCUACUUGACAUCUCUCCCGUCACCACCUAGUGGUCAGGUAUACACCACAGGGCAAGCUGGAGAGGCAUCUCAAGACACUGCUCCCACCAUUCAAGAUGAAAGAUCCUGGUACUUUUUCCUAACACACAUUAUGCUCCGGAAAGUGGAAGUACGCAUCGACACCUAUACCCAGGCUAAGCGACGAGAGGCAUACCGUCGAGCUGGCGAGCCACCGGAAGAUUUCUUUCGCGGCCUAUAUGAGGCAAAUUUUGAGUUUGAUUACCAGCUCAUCCGCUAUUACGAGUCACUGCCACCGAGUCUGCGAUUCUCCCUCGACGAUACAACCCCAUGCGCCGAUGAGCUCUGCCAUUACCUUAAGUGGCGGGUACAUGACGUCCGACACGAUAUAUGCGAGCCCUCUUUCUACGCCUUGCUUAACUAUGACGUUUCUCACUGGUCCAGUAAGCUUGUGGACGGGCUCAUUACGCACGCCAACACUAUGCUUAGGCUGGAUAUAGCGCUCCUCUGGGCUGCCGGCUCCACUCAUCGAGCUGCCAAUACUUGGCUGGCUCUGCGCAAAGGCGUCAGAGCUGGCCUUAUACUCAUCGCGGCACGGAGGCUCAAGGCGCAGGCUCGGCGGGAGCUUAUGGGACUUCAGGUUCCGGAUGAUGAGUCAUGUCUAAGGGCAGCCCAGGCCCUGGUCAGAGGGCUGAAGCACUGGGCAUCGGAGUCCAGAGACUGCUUGAGCAAUCUGGACAUGCUUCGGAACUUGCAUUCCGACUUUAGAGACCAAUGA